Messenger RNA from Hyla sarda, 6016 nucleotides. It is a transcript of the gene HDAC9, whose product is annotated as histone deacetylase 9. Gene Ontology annotation, biological process: chromatin organization. Gene Ontology annotation, molecular function: histone deacetylase activity. The transcript is spliced from 12 exons. The record is from RefSeq and is a predicted model, not a curated record. Gene Ontology annotation, cellular component: histone deacetylase complex. Bases 856 to 2700 code for a protein of 614 amino acids. NCBI's taxonomy places the organism in Eukaryota, Metazoa, Chordata, Amphibia, Anura, Hylidae.
AUAUUUAUAGCUCUGGACUGUGUUAGUGUUUGCGCUGUUCUGGUUGGACUGGUUGCGAAAGGUUAAUGAUUCCUGUGAACCUUAAAGGACUGACUGUGCUCCUCUGAAGACAGGGACCGGACAGCUGUGUUUGCUGGGAUAUUUUUAAGUACAUUAAUGUAGGCUCCGAUCACUCGGCCCUGCGUGACCUAUUUUUGGCUCGGGCUGGCCAUUGUUCUAUUUCUGGACCCUGUAGGCCACGCUGUUGUUGAUUCACAUGCAAAUGAGUUAUCACCAGCUUUAGCCAACUUUACUGUAGAGACAGGCGGAGAGACAGAAAGCGAGACAGAGGGUGAGGGAGAGGAAGCGCAGGCAAGGGGAGGAAAAGGCACAGAUACAGGACAGGGUUCACACUUCCUUAGGGUGCCGCCGGCCGUGUCAUUCUUCCUCGCUCAGUACAGCGGACAUAUUCCUCCUUCCUCAGCUUUCUUUUCACGCUUUUCAUCCUCGCAUUUCAUGCUGCCUUUCGUUACCGAGACAGAGAGAAGCCUGGGGCUCCAGCCUCCUGUUGCACCUGCUCUCAGGACAGGCAGCGGCUGUCAUACUAGGGAUCUACUUGGCUCUGACAGCUCCUCACAGAAAACCGCAGCAGCAACAACAUCAUCAUCAUCACCGCCAUCGCUAUCACCAUCCAGAAGGGUAGAUAGCCCAGAAAAUAUGUGUAUAAAAAUGGAAUAAUUGUCAAAGUGUAUGAGUGCCUCCCCCUCUUCCCCCCCCACCCACCCUGGUGGAGGAGUUAACAGUGCUGAGGGGUCGCUUCCAUGCAGAAGAGUGAUGAAGCUUUCAUGUGUCUGAACUACACACAGUGACUGGAAUAUGCUGCAGACCAUUUAUGAGAGUGAAUCAUGUUUUUCCUCAGAUGGGGUAUCUGGUCGUGACAAGCUCCUGGCACAGCACAGAAUGCAUAGUAUGAUCAGCCCAGAUAUCAAGUCCGAGGUUCCUACAGGUUUGGACCCCGUCACACCACUGGACCUAAGGACAGAUCUAAGGACAGUGAUGCCAAUUUUAGAUCCUGUGUUGCGAGAAAAGCAGCUGCAGCAGGAGCUCCUAUUAAUCCAGCAGCAACAGCAGAUUCAGAAGCAGCUGCUUAUUGCUGAGUUUCAGAAACAGCAUGAAAACCUCACAAGACAACACCAAGCCCAACUCCAGGAACACCUCAAGUUGCAGCAGGAAUUACUAGCAAUGAAACAACAACAGGAGAUCUUAGAGAGAGAGAAGGAACAUAAACUGGAGCAACAGAGACAGGAACAGGAAGCGGAGAGGCAUCGGCGGGAACAGCAGCUUAUGCACCCACGGAACAAGGAGCGAGGCAAAGAAAGAGCUGUGGCCAGCACCGAAGUAAAGCUGAAACUCCAGGAAUUCCUCCUGAGUAAAUCUGCAACAAAAGAUACUUUCACAAACGGAACCAAUCAUUCCAUGGGCCGCCACCCUAAGCUUUGGUACACGGCAGCACAUCAUACUUCAUUGGAUCAAAGCUCUCCUCCAUUAAGUGGGACCUCUCCAUCAUACAAGUAUCCUUUACCAGGGGCUCAAGAUAGUAAGGACGAUUUUCCUUUAAGAAAAACCGCUUCAGAACCCAACCUGAAGGUUCGGUCUCGAUUAAAACAAAAAGUAGCAGAGAGAAGAAGUAGCCCCUUAUUGAGAAGAAAAGAUGGCAAUGUCACAGGUUCCUAUAAGAAGAGAAUAUUUGAAGUGGCAGAGUCUUCAGUCAGUAGCAGUUCCCCAGUAUCAGGACCCAGUUCUCCGAAUAAUGGUCCAGUUAACAUGGGUGUGGAAAACGAAAGCUCUGUCUUGCCAACUAACUCUCAUCCUGAGCAUUUGAGCUCACACCAACUUCUUCUACAUCAUGAAAAGUCAAUGAAUCUGCUUAGCUUAUACACAUCUCCUUCAUUACCUAACAUCACCUUGGGACUUCCUCCUGCUGCUCCUCAACUCAAUGCCUCAUCUUCAUUAAAGGAAAAACAAAGGAACGAGCCUCAGGUGCCCAGACAGGGGGUAUCGCUCCCUGGACCGUACACGGGAGCCCUGCCUGUAUCUUCAACUCACGCAUCCCUGGAGGGAAAGACCAACAGCAGCCACCAGGCCUUACUGCAGCACCUACUGCUCAAAGAACAAAUGCGGCAACAGAAACUUUUAGCCACAGGUGGAGCUCAGAUUCUUCAGGCCCCUCUAGCAUCAAAGGAUAGAGUCUCACCGGCCGGGAGGGUUCACAAACUUCCUCGUCACAGACCCCUGCACAGGACACAGUCUGCUCCCCUUCCUCAGAAUACCCUGGCACAGCUUGUCAUUCAGCAGCAGCAUCAGCAAUUCCUGGAGAAGCAAAAGAAAUAUCAGCAGCAAAUUCAGAUGAACAAAAUGCUUUCCAAAUCUAUCGAACAACUACGCCAACCCGGAAGCCAGCUGGAGGAAUCUGAAGAAGAACAUCACAGCGAUUAUACAAUGCAAGAAGAAAGGCUUUCCUCCACUGGAAACAUAAGAAGUCACAGCAGUACUGAUCUUAGAACUGACCACCUAACGCCCGUGAAGGUGAAAGAGGAACCGCUGGACAGUGACGACGACAUUCAAACACACCCAGAAUCUAAUCCCAAAUCAGCCUUUGUCCAACAGCAACGUAUUUUCCACACUCAAGAGGAGAACUUGCAGCCAGCCCACUUUCUGUAGGUGGAGAACACUUUCUUAGUGUCUUAAAUUGUGGCCACUCCCUAAAAUCACAAGGCUCCUUGGAUUAUAUUGCCCCAAUUCUUACACUCAGUCUGAAGAUUUUACCUACCUUGGGACAUCAAGCUCCUGCUGACAGCAGCAAGUACAGAUACAACUUCUUUUUUUAUAGAACCGAGAACUUCACAGGAUUGAUCUACCAGCACUUACACCUAUACCUUUAACCUGAAAAGCCUUCAUUUUGGAUCUACUGUUUUCACGAUGACUCUUUCUGCAUGACUUGACAUUUUCAUGAUAGCCUUUACAUUUUGUACCCUUUUUUGUGACAUCUUGCAAGUCAUUUGAGGUUACAGAGAGAAAUGUGACCAGAGCCCUCUCCUUACAUUGGUUUAUACAGUAUGUGCACAACAAGAACCUUCUUUAACUUAACGCUAACAAAAAAUAAAAAAUAAAGAUUUGACUAUUCUAGGACAAUUAUAUAUUGUUUCAUUUAUACUUAUUUAUUAUUGACAGCGGGAAGUACAUGUAAAAUUGAAUAAAAUUACUGUUCAAUUUUUUCUUUUUUUUGGAAUGGUCCCCUGGUAAGCUAUCAACUGUAAUCUGCAUAUAAACCUGGCACUGAGCAUCUAAAUUCCUUGCAAUGCAACCACAUGUGAAAUGGAACAUUUAGCAGUUCUUAUUGAAAGAAAUUUGUAAUAAGAGGAUGUAAUGAAUAUGCAUUACAGGUCCCCUAGAGUCAGUGACAGUCUUUGUGGCCACUUGCUAAUGAAUGAGAGUACUAAACAGAGGCCACCCCUCUCUGAAUUUACUUAGAAUUUCAAAAAUGGGAUUUAAAUUUGGGUUUGCUAAACAAAGACAAAGCUGUUGUGUAACUAUCAUCAGCGAACGUCUAGUUAGUCCAGACAUUUUAAUGUGUUCUGCCAAGAAUGUAUCUUUUGGCUAUGGGUUUGCUGUUUGUAUUUGUUCACAAUAAAGGCUAGCUAUGGUCAACAUCAAUGGAAAUUCACAUCAUUAUGACCCAAUAAAUAAUAGUUAUUUAUUAGUAAUGCAUUGGUUACCUGCAUUUUUAUAACUAUUCAUAUACCGCACAAUAUGACUAUGUACAAGUUGCAUGCGAUCUAGUGACCCAAACUCCAUAAUUUACUCUGAAAUGGACAUAAAUAUGUCUAAGUAUUACAAAAUCUUUAUACAAAAAUCAUAUCUGUCCUGCUAAGUUAUUUUAGAACCAUGAUGUUUAAAAUGAUAACUAUCUAUAUUAAUAACUUUACUUUUUAUGAGAGACUCAAGAAUUUUAAAGGUUGUCAAAAAAUUGUCUUAUAAGGAAAUGAAAAGGUUGUAGUUCAGUGGUGAUCAGCCUACCAUAUUAUGGGUGUCACAUGUGUAGCCUUGACUCCAUCUGAGGCCUCCCAUUCAGACUGUGGCUUUUAAAGUAGUUAUUCAGGAUUAGGAAAAUAAGGCUAGUUUCUUCCAAAAACAGCACGAAUGGAGCCAAGUUGUAAUACCUUACACAACCUGAGGACAGGUGUGGUGUUGUUUGUGGGAAACAAUAGCUCUGUUUUUCUGUUCCUGGAUAACCCUUUUAAGGCUCUUUUACAUGGGGCGAUUAUCAAGUGAAUGAGCUUUCCUAGAAUUGCUCAUUCACUAUAGUCACCUAGUGAUCAUUCAGUGUUCAAUAUAGCCAUCCAGCUUAUCGCAUCUAUUGUGCAGUCAAUAAAAUCGGCCCCAUGUCCCCUGAUUUUAAAGGGCCACCCGAAUAUUCCAGCCAUGCCUUGUGGGACCUGGCCGCACAACAGAUCAAGGCUCUGUAAAGGUUAACCAGAUCAGUGCUCAUACACUGAUGCAAGUUGGCCAAUCAAAAACAGCCCUUAGCCAGUGUAAAAGACUAAAAGUGACCAUCCAUGUGCAGGCAUACUAUAUUAUGGUCUAUAAGGGCUACAGACUAGCUGUUUUUGCAUUUCACCUUGACUAUAGAGAGUGCCUGUUCAUAUAUGGCCAUCUUUCCAUGGUAAACAAGAAACAUGGGACAUGCAUCAAGCUGGGUACAGAUGGAAGAAGGGAUUCAGGGCUGUAAAUGCUCCUUGGGCCACCACUUACCCACCACUGUUCUAGCUGAGAUCAAGGUUUGCAUAUAUCAGAAAUUGUCUUAAGAUGGCAUCUGUUUAUAAAUUUUUAUGUAGUAAUGCAUUAGUUUCCACAACCUGCAAGUCAUGUUUGCUUUAAGUUUUAUAAAUAAAGAAAUAUGCAGUAUACCUCAUUUAUGAGUAGGUGUUACUUUUUAAAGGCAUAUAUUUAAUUUUCUGCAGAAAAAAAAGCCUUGUGAUACACUGAUAUUUUUUACAUUUUUCCAUACAUAAAUGUUAUCUGCCAUGCUGAUGAUCGAUCAUGGUUUUAAAAACCAAAAAUGAUCACCUUUCCCCAUGAACAGUUAUGUUAGCGACUGCAUCGGUAGAUAGUUAUCAAAUCUAAAGUACAAGUAUUUAUAAUUAAAAGCUGCUUAUGUCAGAAGUACUUUAUGUAUAGUAUGCAAACAUUUCACUUGUAGGUUAAAGACAAAAGAAAAGAAAAAACUUCUGUCCUGGUAAGGUACACAUAGACAAACAUAUUUAUAUAUUAUGAAAGAGAUGAGCAAAUGUUCCAUACCAUGGCUACAAAGGUUUGCAAAAAAAUUGAAUACAAUUGUUAUAUAUUUUUUUAUUAGGAAAAAAAGAUAUAAAAUAAAUAAUAAAAUAUAUUUAACAUUUCAUUAGUUUUAGGGUGAAUUAACAUAACAGAUUUUGUUACAUAAAUCUCUGCAACAAAAAAUUGGUUCCAUUCAUCAAAAUAUGGUUGUUUUGGUGGCAAGCACAUGGAUUUCUGCACGAUCAAUCCGUGUCACGGGAAUCUACAAUUUUCUAUAUUCUAUGGUAAUUGAGUCCUUUGAGCUAACAAAACACUUUAACUCCUUUUUCAAAUAUUUUGCUCAUCUCUCAGUUCAUAAUUAAAUUUUUUUCAUAUUGAAUAAGAAUACAAUUUGGGUUAAAUAAAAAUUUAGAUUUUGUGUAAAUACUAUGUGAAUCAAAUGAAAAGUAUAAUUAUAUUUAUUUUUAUGUCAUUCAACCUGAAACAGAAUUCUCUGGAUCAACACAGAGACAUACUUAUAAAGUUUAACACGAUUAAAAAAAUACUUUACUUUGGUACCUGUGUACAUUACCAUUUAAUCUGCUGUAUUUAUUUUCACCACUAGUGGUGAUUUUGUGUUUUAUUUUGUAAAUAGAUUAUGUUGGUAUGUUUCAUUUUUACUUUAUGUUAUUUUAUUCUUUUCACAAAUAAAGUUUUUGUU